GGGUGGAAGCAGAGAAGCCUCUUUCUUCUAACUGCCGCCCCCCGCCCCCGUUGUAUGUAUGAACGCCACAUGCCCUGCACUAGCGGCACCAAGGCUUUGAGGACGCCGGCCGUUCUCCCUCCAGGCCUUCAGAGGGCGCUAUAGCGAAGCCGGCUGCUCCCCGACAUCCUUCGCGCAGGCGCGCAUCUUUAAGCAGCGGAAGAGCUGGUGUGCGUGGUGGAGCAGCGGCCGGAAGCAGGUCGCACGCCAGGCGCCGUGAUGCCUGGGGACCACCGCCGUAUACGCGGCCCGGAGGAAUCACAGCCGCCGCAGCUGUACGCGGCCGACGAAGAGGAUGCGCCCGCCGCUCGCGACCCGACGCGGCUGCGACCCGUGUACGCUCGCGCGGGGUUGCUGAGCCAAGCCAAGGGCUCAGCCUACCUGGAGGCAGGAGGCACCAAGGUGUUGUGCGCGGUGUCGGGCCCGCGCCAGGCCGAGGGCGGCGAGCGCGGGGGCGGCCCGGCCGGAGCGGGUGGCGAGGCCCCGGCCGCGCUGCGUGGUCGACUGCUCUGCGAUUUCCGCCGCGCCCCCUUCGCGGGGCGCCGGCGCCGCGCUCCCCAGGGCGGCGGUGAGGAGCGUGAGCUGGCGCUGGCGCUGCAGGAGGCGCUGGAGCCAGCGGUGCGCCUGGGCCGAUACCCGCGUGCACAGCUCGAGGUGUCUGCGCUGCUGCUGGAGGACGGGGGCUCAGCCCUGGCCGCCGCGCUCACCGCCGCUGCGCUCGCCCUGGCCGAUGCGGGCGUGGAGAUGUACGACCUGGUGGUGGGCUGCGGCCUGAGCCUCGCUCCGGGGCCCGCGUCCACCUGGCUACUGGACCCCACGCGGCUCGAGGAGGAGCGCGCCGCCGCCGGUCUCACUGUGGCACUCAUGCCCGUCCUGAAUCAGGUGGCUGGGCUGCUGGGUAGCGGGGAGGGUGGCCUGACCGAGAGCUGGGCGGAGGCCGUACGCCUUGGCCUCGAGGGCUGCCAGCGCCUCUAUCCAGUGUUGCAGCAGUGCCUGGUGCGGGCUGCCCGUCGCAAGGGCGCCGCCCCGCCCUGAACAACGACGGACGCCACGCCGAGACCCGUGCCGUGGGCCUCGAGCCUGCAUCGAGAUAUGCAGCAGGAGCCCCGGAGAGCACCUGGAGAGGCUGAAACAGAGCCGAGGCGCCAGACAGCUGUGGUGGUGGAAGGGCUUUUUACAAACCUCAUUAAAGGAACUUUCCUCCUUUAGCCGGCUCUCAGCUGCGACCCAGUUGAGAACACCUGUGAGCGCAGCCUGACUUCCAGGCUGGAAACUUGGAACUUACCUGGAAGCUGGUAUCUGGGAACUGUAGUCAUUUAAGGGAUAGAUCCUUUGCACCGCCAGCCAGAGACUCCCUCUGACGUAACUGGGCGACUUUUGAGAGGUUGGACAAGAGGCUGUGCCUUCUCACCGUGUCUGAGCCAAAAGAAAAACACUUCUAUAUCUGAAAAGCGUCUUCUGUUGUGAUUCUUCUUGGUCCAGGAUUUUAGAGAGCACGGCUUCUUUGUUCUUACAUCCCAGGUGGCAAGGGGCCGUGACCGCGGUGCCUUUAACCGGUCCCGUUCCUUAGACCAACUUGAACGGGACAGAUAGGCUGCAAAGAACAGCUGCAGGACUGGAUGUGGGCCCUGUGCUUUAUAGAAGGAGAAGCUGCCCCCACACGAACCAGAGACAGGACAGCUGCUGAGAUAUGACAAAAGUAGGAAGAGUUGUAUGGCCCCAGCGGCGCGCUGAGUGCACCCCAGCCCCCCACCCUGGUUUGGUACUGGGCAAGACCCAACUCGGCUGGGUAGCUGGAAUGGGUUUUGCUCUGGGUGGAAGCCAGAUCUGUCCUUGGCCAUGUGGAGAACGGCACAACCAGAGGCCUCCACAGCCGGUGGGAAGUGGUGUCCUGGGCCGUCUUCACGUGGUGCCUUGGUCCUAGGAGGAAAACCCUGAGCAACGCCCAGAGAGGGCAGGUGAACUGCCAGGAAAGCCAGGUACGGCUUGGCUGCUCCAUAGGGCAGAACCGGCCUGACUCACCACGAGGGUGGGGUCUUUCCUGUGUGGCUCCCAGAUCUGCUGGUCUGGUCUCAAGGCUGCUCUGGACGCAGCCAGGUGACUGCCAUUGAGAAGGCAGGGCAGCCUGGUCCGGUCUCUGCACUCGGCUUCUCGGGGAAGGGCCGGUGCCGGGCAGCCCAAGGACCAGAAUGAGUUUCUGGAGCCACACCAAGAAGCCUUGACCAGGAAAAAGAUUUAUGAAUUUUAUUUUUUCCCUUUUGACUUACCUUUCCAGAGCAGGUCUGAAAUGGUAUCACACCAGUGGAGACAGCUCAUGUUAUUCUGAAGGAUGGCUUUGGAGAGUGGAUGACGAGUCUGGAGCCCCAAGAGGGUGGUGUGGGGUGUACGCCGAGGACCUUCCGGCUGUUUCGGGCAGGGAGGGAGACUGGGAUCCCAGGGAAAUCUGUUGGCUGUUGGUGCAUCCAGAGGGGAGUGAAGAGCAGCUGUGGCCGUGUCUGCACUCAGGACUGAGGAUUGCCCCUGAGUGCUGGGGUGGGGUGGGGGUGGGCUGUCAGCUGUCCCUUGGAAGACAGCCUCAGCUUCAUGAGGAUGGCGACCUGGUACAGUCCCAGGCUACCUCCCUCCUAACGCUGUCAGUCCCAUGGCUGUCAUCGUGAAAUGUAACCUCCUAAGAAGCUAAACCUGCUGCAACAGUGAACCUUCCGCUUUUCUGGCCAA
Callithrix jacchus (white-tufted-ear marmoset) is the source of this 2757-nucleotide messenger RNA. It is a transcript of the gene EXOSC6, whose product is annotated as exosome component 6. NCBI's taxonomy places the organism in Eukaryota, Metazoa, Chordata, Mammalia, Primates, Cebidae. Gene Ontology annotation, cellular component: nucleolus; cytoplasmic exosome (RNase complex); nuclear exosome (RNase complex). Gene Ontology annotation, molecular function: RNA binding. The record is from RefSeq and is a predicted model, not a curated record. Gene Ontology annotation, biological process: U4 snRNA 3'-end processing; rRNA catabolic process; poly(A)-dependent snoRNA 3'-end processing.